UCUCCCACUCUCUCACUAUUUAAAGCCCUCUUUAGCCUGCUCUGUUUCUCACACCUCAAAACUCCCUUUUUUGAUUUCUUGAUUCUCAAAUCAAGAAAAUGGCUAACAAACUCAUUGCCCUUUUCCUGGUCGCCCUCAUUGCCAUUUCCUUGCUCCCUGCUUGGGCUUUGGGUUCUCAGCAGGGGCAGGGGCAGCACCAUCGACGCUCCAGCAAGAAGAAGAAUCCGUACGGACCGGGCAGCCUGAAGAGCUUCCAGUGCCCGUCGCAGUGCUCCCGGAGAUGCAGCAAGACACAGUACCACAAGCCCUGCAUGUUCUUCUGCCAGAAAUGCUGCCGGAAAUGCCUCUGUGUCCCUCCAGGCUACUAUGCCAACAAAGGUGUCUGCCCUUGCUACAACAACUGGAAGACCAAGGAGGGUGGCCCCAAAUGCCCCUAAUUUCUUCCUCUUUCGCCAUUUUAGAUCUGUAAUCUCAUCAUCAUCAUCUGCUCCAUUUACUGCUAUUGCUAUUGUAUUAUUCACUUCACAAGAAAUGGAAAAAAUGUGAUCUUUUUGUUUUAA
Molecule: messenger RNA, 560 nt
Organism: Andrographis paniculata
Lineage: Eukaryota; Viridiplantae; Streptophyta; Magnoliopsida; Lamiales; Acanthaceae
Product: gibberellin-regulated protein 6-like
Exons: 2
Coding region: 99-437 (112 amino acids)
Source: RefSeq, a predicted model, not a curated record